Mollisia scopiformis is the source of this 1747-nucleotide messenger RNA. RefSeq lists its product as uncharacterized. NCBI's taxonomy places the organism in Eukaryota, Fungi, Ascomycota, Leotiomycetes, Helotiales, Mollisiaceae. Gene Ontology annotation, cellular component: mitochondrion. Gene Ontology annotation, molecular function: (3R)-hydroxyacyl-[acyl-carrier-protein] dehydratase activity. The transcript is spliced from 2 exons. Bases 132 to 1619 code for a protein of 495 amino acids. The record is from RefSeq and is a predicted model, not a curated record.
CCUGUCUCGAGAGAAAUCUGAAGCUCAAGCUCGAGGUUGAAGAUUACAAGCCAUUGCAUCUACUUUCUUCCUCCUCUCUUCUGUCGUUAUUCCGUAUCUCAACACCAUGUGAAGACGACCGAUCAAUCUCUAUGAACUCAUCCGCUAUCAUUCCAGUCUGCCGAAAUGUUUUUCGUCCAAAUUUCCCGAAGCCAUCGCGUUACCUGAACCACAGACACCAGUCUUCACUUUCCCAACUCGAGGAAACGAUAUAUAAGGAGCUUGUCGAGUGCCAGCGGAAAAACCAAAGAUGGGACCAACUUCAUGCAAAGCAUACAAGUGAUCUUACACAAGCAUUGGUGCACGUCCUACCUGUACGCUGUCGACCACCGAAACCUCCCAUCAAAUUUAGAGAGAGAAAUCCAGGGGCUCUUAUACCACAAGGGUAUCAUCAAGUCUACUUCAACAGUCUUUCUUCUCCAGCACGAUUGCUUCCUGAUGGGACCGAUGAUCAACACUGUCCGGGCCAUGGGUUCGUCCAGCGGCUUUGGGCGGGAGGAAGCUUGACCUGGAACCCAGUGAGGAAAUGGAUGUUGGAGAGCGAGAAUUAUAGCGUGCUACAAGAAGAUGUCGAGAGCGUCCAGGUUAAGGGGAAGGAGGGCGAGGAGAAGGUGUUUGUUACAAUAAGCAGGAAAGCUGCUCUACACGGAGCAUUUGGAGACCGCCGGAACUAUGCACCAGAUUCUCCGAUAAAUCUCAAGACUUUUCAGGAAGGGGUGCGUUUCGAUGGUGGAGCUCUAGGAAGACUGGCACUGGAAGAGAAGAAAAUUCUGGUGUUCAUGCGAUUAAAAACGAAGGACCAAAUCAAACAAAGUCUCGAAACCCCAGCGAGAGUUAUCAAACCUAUACACAAGCCAGACUACAGUCUAGAUGUUAACCUGUCUGCGCAUUUACUGUUCCAGUUCUCAGCAAUGACAUUCAAUGCCCAUCGAAUACACCUGGAUCGUCAAUACUGCCGAGAAAAGGAAGGACAUCGAAAUCUCCUCGUCCACGGCCCCCUCACCCAAAUUCUAAUGCUCUCUGUACUAAGAUCACAGCUAGACCAGGAAAAGAAAGAAAUGGUUCUUCGGUUUGACUACAAGAACCUAGCUCCCCUAUACGCAGACGAGCUUAUGAGAAUAUGUACCCGGAGACAUCCAGACAAUCCCCAAAAAUUCGACGUCUGGAUUGAAGGCAAAGAAGGAGGAUAUGCCGUUAAAGCAACAGCUGAAAUUGGACCGGAACUUGACCACGACCCGGAUCCAUUAUUGGUUGCCCCCAAGGUGCUUUCCAGAGCUACCAGGUGGAAAACGAUUCUGAAGAGAGAAUCUGGUGCCCCCAUGGUGCUUUCCAGAUCUACUAGAUGGAAACCCAUUCUAAACAGAGACUCAGAACCAGAGAAAGCCCCAAAGUUUAAGGACGGCAAGGAACAUUUCUCGGAGCUUCUCAAAGUCUUCCAAGGAAAGAAAAGCGAGGAAACAAACGUCGAACCGGUACCUCAUUCACGACCCCGUCGAGUUAGAGCCAGACGAGCCGUGGCAAGAGAAAGGAAAAAUAGCAGGAUAGCAGCACUAUUCAAGGAUGACGAUACCACGAAAUAGCCAGCUAUUUCGAAAUGUACGUUUAUGUAUUUAACGAGCAUGAAACAUGAUUCAGUCAUGCACCAUAGCUUUUAUCAUGUAUUCUAGAUGAUCACAUCUUGACAGACGGAAACUCCUCUACUCCACGU